AUGCUCGCCAGAGACACCGACAUGGUGGUCAUGGGCCGUGGCGCGUACGACACAACCGGAGUGCCCAAGCCUCCCCCGCGGCCCAGCCCCAACCACACACGGCGCCGUGUUGGUCUGGACCUCGCCACUCACGACCUUUUGGCUCGUGGACCAAUGUACCAACACUAUUGUCCAGAGGACCUCUUCGGUACUGCUGCGGACCAUCCACUCGGUGGAUAA
Microdochium trichocladiopsis is the source of this 219-nucleotide messenger RNA. RefSeq lists its product as uncharacterized. The record is from RefSeq and is a predicted model, not a curated record. NCBI's taxonomy places the organism in Eukaryota, Fungi, Ascomycota, Sordariomycetes, Xylariales, Microdochiaceae. Bases 1 to 219 code for a protein of 72 amino acids. The transcript has 2 exons.